AUGCCUGACGACCUGUUCUCUCAGCUUCUCUCACCUUUUGACACCCCCAGUCUGCUUUGGUCUCAGUCCUUCCCAAUUGCUCUGGACAACCAUCCAAGAGGCUUUAUGCGUGCCGACGAAAUCUUCACAGAGAACGGUGGGCCAAUCCCACUCCCGCCGAGGUUCGCUCAGAUCAAACGGAGUCUCGUCGCGGGCAAGGAGUAUGCAAUACUGCAGUCGUGGGAGCGCCUGCUGGUCGCCCUCCGCGCCGAGAUCGCCGUCAUCGCCGUCAUCAAGUCUGACAUCAUUCCUACCAUUGACUUCUCCGAGCUGCAGGACCACUCCCGGGUGUCCGAAUUCGCCGCCAAGCUCCGGCGUCGAGGUGGUGCCGUCAUCCGCAAUGUCGUACCGGCCGCUGAAGCCCAUGCUUGGCGGGAGGAGACGGAGGCUUACCUCUCCGAGAAUCCGCAUACCAAGGGCUGGCCGACACGCGACCCUCACCUCUUUGGCAUCUACUGGUCUCCGGCACAAAUCAAGGGUCGUGCCCAUCCCAAUGUCCUCGCCGCCCAGCGGUUCUUGAUGGGCCUGUGGCGGUCCCGGGAUCCAAACGCCCCCGUGGUGGUCGAUAACCCCGUCGCAUACGCUGACCGUCUAAGGAUACGUACCCCGGGAGACGAGACAUGGCAUCUAAACGCCCACGUCGAUGGCGGCAGCGUGGAACGUUGGGAGAGCGACGGCUAUGGGAACGCUGGAACGUAUCAGCGGAUCUGGGACGGACGGUGGGAGGACUACGACCCUUGGGACAGCAGCACCCGACUUAAGGUCACUUCGGACCUUUACAACGGAGCAGGCUCAUGCAGCAUGUUCCGCAUGUUUCAGGGCUGGCUGUCCAUGUCCGACAUCGAUCCAGCCGACGGCACCCUUCUGCUCUGCCCCAUGCUCCAGCUCGCCACAGCCUAUUUCCUGCUACGCCCCUUCUUCUCCCCUCAUAAUUCCUCGCCGACCGCUCCAAACUUUCUUGCACGUGAAAACUGGACAUUGGACUUCGCUCAGACGAGUAUCAUCCAGGGCGCCGUUCCGUCGUACACGCAAGAACUUAACUCAGUGCUUCACCCGCACCUGCAGCUCGACAAGUCUCUUGUGCGGAUUCCAACUGUUCGACCAGGUGACUACGUUGUCUGGCACCCGGACAUGGUGUACGGCGUCGACAGGGUGCCUCCGUCGGCGGCGGCUGCGACGAUCAUGUAUAUCCCGGCCUGUCCCCUGACGCAGACUAACGCGCUUUACCUCGCCCGCCAGCGGAAGGCGUUCCUCCUCGGCCAGCCGAGCCCGGACUUUGGGGGCGGUAAAGGGGAGACGACGCAUAUGGGUCGGCCAGGCGUGCAGGAGGUCAGCGAUGCCGGCGGGGAGGACGGACUCAGGGCCAUGGGCUUGUUGCCGUGGGGGGAUAAGGAGGGGAGGAAUCCGAUCGCGAAGGCGCUUGUAGGAAUGGCGAAUGCGAUCUUAUUCCCUGGGAGCUAUGAUAUGGUCUGA
Colletotrichum graminicola M1.001 is the source of this 1512-nucleotide messenger RNA. RefSeq lists its product as uncharacterized. The transcript has a single exon. The record is from RefSeq and is a predicted model, not a curated record. NCBI's taxonomy places the organism in Eukaryota, Fungi, Ascomycota, Sordariomycetes, Glomerellales, Glomerellaceae. The coding region runs from base 1 to 1512 and encodes 503 amino acids.